Molecule: messenger RNA, 705 nt
Organism: Ordospora colligata OC4
Lineage: Eukaryota; Fungi; Microsporidia; Ordosporidae
Product: subunit alpha of type-2 proteasome
Exons: 1
Coding region: 1-705 (234 amino acids)
Cellular component (GO): proteasome core complex; proteasome core complex, alpha-subunit complex
Source: RefSeq, a predicted model, not a curated record
AUGAAUUUUGGCAAUGAAGAGAAGCCUAUGACAUUGUUUUCGAGUGAAGGGAAGCUUGGGCAAUGCGAUAAUGCAUUACAAGCAGCAAGAAACGGCAGCCUGUCGAUUGGUGCAUGUGCAGAUGAUGGAUGUGUAGUGGUGUCAUUCAGGGAUGUCAUGCCACUUGUAGUGAAGAAGGAGGUUCGUAAGGUGUUUAGGAUAUGCGAUACAAUAGGAUGUACAUACUCUGGACUUCAACCUGACUGUAGAAUACAGGUUGGGAUUGGAUGUGAGAUUGCCGAGAGCUAUUAUGACCUUUAUAAACGAUACCCAGAUGUGGAUGUGUUUGUUGCACGUUUUUCAUCUGUUGUGCAGGAAUAUACACAAAAGGGAGGAUACAGGCCAUUUGGAACACAGAUGAUAUUUGUAGGGUCGGUGAAGGGGGUUCCGAAAGUUUAUCAGGUUGAUCAGAGUGGGUUAUACCAGACUAUGGAUGUGUGUGCAUCAGGCUCUGGAUAUGCAGAUGCAAAGAAGUUUGUAAGUCGAAGACUGGAAGGCUUGGAUGACAAUGUGGUGAGCUGUGUUUGUUCUUUGAGGGAGUAUGCAGGGAAAGAAGUCAAAGCUGAAGAUGUUGACAUUGGAGUGUAUAUGAAGGCCCAGAAUGUAUUUAAAAUAUAUGGAGAGGAAGAGGUUAGGGAGGUGUUUGAUUCUCUUAGCAGGGACUGA